Molecule: messenger RNA, 753 nt
Organism: Durotheca rogersii
Lineage: Eukaryota; Fungi; Ascomycota; Sordariomycetes; Xylariales; Xylariaceae
Product: HAD-like protein
Exons: 2
Coding region: 1-753 (250 amino acids)
Source: RefSeq, a predicted model, not a curated record
AUGGCCCAGCCCGCCCCCCGACGCUUCGCGCCGCUCGGUGACGCGCCCGCCGGCCACCAUGGCUUGCCCCAGCUGAAGGGCGUAGUGUUCGACAUGGAUGGGACCCUUUGCCGGCCGCAGAACUACAUGUUCGCGGAGAUGCGCGCGGCGCUGGGGAUCGGGCCGGAGGUGGACAUCCUGGAGCACGUGUACGGGCUGCCGAGCGCGGGAGAGCGGGACGCGGCGAUGGCGGCGAUCCGGGCGGUGGAGCGGCGGGCGAUGGCGCGGCAGGAGCCGCAGCCGGGGCUGCUCGCGCUCGUCGCCUACCUCGAGGCGCGCGGGCUGCCCAAGGGCAUCUGCACGCGCAACUUCGAGCAGCCCGUCGCCCACCUGCUCGCCCGCUUCCUCCCCGGCCGCCUCUUCGCCCCCGUCGUCACCCGCGACUUCCGCCCCCCCAAGCCCGACCCCGCCGGCAUCCUCUUCAUCGCCCGCCGCUGGGGCCUCCUCCGAGUCCCCGACCCCGCCGCCGACCCCGCCGACGCCCCCGACGCCUCCGGCCUCAUCAUGGUCGGCGACUCCAUCGACGACAUGACCGCCGGCCGCCGCGCCGGCGCCGCCACCGUCCUCCUCGUCAACGACGUCAACCGCCACCUCGCCGACCACGACCACACCGACCUCGUCAUCGAGCGUCUCGACGACCUCGUCGACGUCCUCGAGCGCGGCUUCGUCGGCCGCGACAUCGGGACCCCCGCCUCUGCCGUCUCUUCCCCCUGA